Hansenula ciferrii is the source of this 2370-nucleotide messenger RNA. It is a transcript of the gene FLC1, whose product is annotated as flavin adenine dinucleotide transporter. The transcript has a single exon. NCBI's taxonomy places the organism in Eukaryota, Fungi, Ascomycota, Saccharomycetes, Phaffomycetales, Wickerhamomycetaceae. The record is from RefSeq and is a predicted model, not a curated record. Gene Ontology annotation, biological process: transmembrane transport; fungal-type cell wall biogenesis. Bases 1 to 2370 code for a protein of 789 amino acids.
AUGAGGUUCAACUUAUUCCUUAUAGCUCUAUCACAGAUCAUACCAUUCACACAGGCAAGAGUGUUAAAAGCAUCUUCAUUGGUGACUUGUAUGGAAAAUUCCCAAUUAUCAGCUACUUAUUUCGAUGUUCUUUUCAAACCUGAUGAUGGUUCUUUACAUUAUACAUUAGAUUUCACAUCUGAAAUUAGUGAUUAUAUUAUAGCUGAUUUAGAUGUUUAUGCUUAUGGUUUCAAGAUCAUUACAAGACAAAUUGAUCUUUGUUCUUUAGGUUGGAAACAAUUUUGUCCAUUAUUCCCAGGUCAAGUUGAAGUUGAUUCUAUUGAAUAUAUUUCUAAAGAAUAUAUUAAUCAAAUCCCUGGUAUUGCUUAUCAAGUUCCUGAUAUUGAUGCUUUUGCAAGAGUUAAAGUUAAAAAUUCAAAUGGUACUCAAGUUGCUUGUAUUCAAGCUUAUUUCACUAAUGGUCAUUCUGUUUCUCAAACUGGUGCUAAAUGGGCAACUGCUGUUAUUGCAGGUUUAGGUUUAUUAACAAGUGCUAUUGCUUCAGCUUUUGGUAAUUCAAAUGCUGCGUCUCAUGUUGGUGCUAAUGCUGUUUCUUUAUUCUUAUAUUUCCAAAGUAUUGUUGUUUUAUGUAUGCAACAUGUUGAUCAAGUCCCACCAAUUGCCUCAGCUUGGGCUGAAAAUUUAGCUUGGUCAAUGGGUUUAAUUAGAGUCACAUUUAUGCAAAGAAUCUUUAGAUGGUAUGUUCAAUCAACUGGUGGUACUCCAACUUUAAAUUUAACUUCCAAGACUAUUAAUAUCUUGGUUCAAAGAUCUGUUGAUUAUGUUAAAAGAGGUAUGGAUUUAUUGAAAAGAGAUAAACCAGUUGUUAUCUAUGGUAAUCAUAAUGUUUUAAUUUUCCGUGGUAUUAAAAGAUUAGCUUAUUUAGCAAAUAUUGAAACUACAAGUGUUGUUUGUACAGGUUUUACAUUUUUCAUUAUUUUUGGUUAUGUUCUUGUUGGUGUUAUUUUCAUUGUUAAAUAUGCAUCAGAAUUAUUUAUAAGAUUAGGUUGGAUUAAAUCAUAUAGAUUAAUUGACUUUAGACAAAAUUGGAAACAAAUUUUAAAAGGUUCAUUAUCAAGAUAUAUUUUCAUUGGGUUUACUCAAUUAAUGAUUUUAUCAUUAUGGGAAUUUGUUCAAAGAGAUUCACCUGCAGUUAUUGUAUUGGCUAUCUUGUUUUUAAUUUUAGCUUUAGGUAUCUUGGGUUGGUCAUGUUUUAGAGUUAUUUCAUUUGCUAAAAAAUCAAUUUCAAUUCAUAAAAAUCCUGCUGCAAUCUUGUAUGGUGAUGAUAAAAUCUUGGAUAAAUAUGGAUUUUUCUAUACAAUGUUUAAUGCUAAAAGAUAUUGGUGGGGUGCAGUUGUCUUGGGUCAUACUAUAAUUAAAGCUAUCUUUAUUGCAUUUUGUCAAGGUUCAGGUAAAACUUCUGCAAUGGUCUUUUGGAUUGUUGAUAUGGUUUAUUUAGGUUUAUUAAUUCAUUUUAAACCUUAUUUGAAUAGUCCAACAAAUAUUGUUAACAUUAUGAUUCAAACAGUUAUAACCAUAAAUUCAUUCUUAUUUGUCUUUUAUUCCAAUUUAUUUGGUCAACCAGCUGCAGUUGCUUCAGUUAUGGGUUGGGUUUUCUUUAUUUUAAAUGCUGCAUUUACUGUUAUUUUAUUAGUUUUAUUAUUAUUAGGUUGUGGUUUCAUCAUUUUCUCUAAAAAUCCAGAUACAAGAUUUAAACCUGCAAAAGAUGAUAGAGCUUCAUUCCAAAAAUUCAGUAAUCAUACUGCACAAAAGGGUCCAACUGCAGAAUUAAUGGCUUUAGGUAUUGCAGCAAAAGAUCAUAGUACUAAUUGGGAAAAUGAAUUACAAGAUAUGAAAAGAUCAACUUUAACAUCAACACAAAAUCAAUCAUCAUCAACUCAAGGUGAUGAAGAUUCAUCUGUACCAAUUGCUGAUAAUGAAAAAGAAACUUUUACAGGUAAAGUUGUACGUAAAUUAACUGGUGGGCGUUCAUUAAAGAGAAAUAAAUCACAAAAAAAAACAAAUGAAAAAAGAUUAUUAUCAGAUUCUUCUUAUUUACCAGAUCAUAAUAAUCAACAUAAUAAUAAUGAUGAAGAUGGAUUUGAUUUUGAUGAACAACAACCACCAUUACCUAAAGAACAAUUAGAGAAUUAUCAUCAAAAACAUGAAUCAAUAAGUUCUUUCAACCAUGUUAAUAAUAGAUUACAAAAUGAUGAUAUUACUCAAACAAAUGAUUUUAUUGGCGGAUCAAAUAAUCAAAGUGGUACAAAUUUAAAUCAUGUUCAAAGAUAUUCACAAGAUUCUGAUGAUGUUCCAUAUCGUAAAAUCUAA